UCAGACAGGGAAAAUAAACCUAGCGAUCGAGAUGAGACCGAGCGAUCGAAUCGAAGCGCAUCUCCUCCUUCUCCCUUCGGCCCUUUCCUUCGACCCUUCGUCUCUUCGUGCGGCGGCUAGGUCCUCCAGCGACCAGCGAAUCAGAUCCAUAAAAAGAAGGACGACAGGAGCAAACCACAGCCGGCAGGAACCAGGAAACAGUGAAGGACGAAGGUUCACACCAUCUGCAAUUUCUCAAGCAUCGUUGCGUCGACAGCCGGCGUCUAGCAUUACAAGAUCGUCAUGUCUUCACUUAAAAAACAUGAAUCUGGUUAUCAAAAGCGUUUGAAGAAACAAAAGGCCGAUGAAUUAACUCAGUCUCAGUUGGGAGAUAUGGACAAGUUUGAUAACGGGUCAAAUAUGAAAGGAACACAUCAUGGAGUCCAAAGGAGACUUUUGAAUGUAAAUCCUCGAGCUUUCUAUUCUACUUGUGGUUGUCAUAGCCUUAAUUUGACACUUUGUGAUAUGGCCAAGACUUGUGCUAAAGCUAAAGACUUCUUCGGAAUUAUCCAACGCAUAUAUACUAUAUUUGCUAAUUCUACUAAGAAGUGGCAUAUUCUGAAGGAGAACAUCACUGGAUUAACUCCCAAGUCAGUGUCAGCUACACGUUGGGAGAGUCGUGUUGACAGUGUUAAAGCUAUUCGACUUCAAUGUGCAGAGAUUCGGGAGGCCCUACUUCAGGUAGCUGAGACAGAUAAUGACAUAAAAACGAGUAGUGAGGCUAAAGGUUUGGCAAAUAAUGAACUUGGAGAGUAUGAAUUUAUAGUGGCAAUAGUCAUUUGGUAUGAGGUAUUGUAUGCUGUUAAUUUAGUAAGCAAACACUUGCAAGCAAAGGAUAUGCUUAUUGAUGUUGCUAUUGAGAAAGUGCAAGGACUGAUUACUUUCUUCAAGGGGUAUCGGGAUACUGGUUUUUUAGAAGCAUUGGAGACGGCCAAAGCAAUUGCACUUGAUAUGGAUGUUGGUACAACAUUUCGUAAAAGAAGGGAAAUUAAAAGAAAGAGACAUUUUGAUGAGAAACCAGAUGACACAAACAUUGCCACACAGUCUGCAGAGGAAUCAUUUAGAGUUCACUAUUUUGUACGUAUUGUUGAUCAAGCAAUUAGCUCACUUACAAGCAGAUUUGAACAAUACCAGGGGUAUCAGAAAAUAUUUAAUUUCUUAUUUACCUCUGAAACAUUGCAGUCCUUGGAUAAGAAGAGCUUGAAAACUUCUUGUGAUAAUCUGGAGGUUGCUCUUACAAAGGAUGGAAAAUCUGACAUUGAUGCCAACGAACUGUAUGUGGAGUUGAUGUUUCUUCAAAAUUUCACCCCAAAAGAAAAUAUUGGGCCCGUUGAAAUUCUAAAGUUCUUAAAGCGGCAUGAUUGUUUUCCCAAUGCAAGUAUUGCAUAUAGAGUUCUUUUGACCAUCCCUGUGACUGUUGCAUCAACAGAACGGAGCUUUUCGAAAUUGAAGCUAUUGAAGUCUUAUAUGCGCACUACCAUGACACAACAAAGACUUACUGAUUUGGCCACAAUAGCUCUUGAGAGUGAAGUAUUGGAGAAGAUUGAUUAUGAGGAUAUUAUUGAAGAUUUUAUUUCAAGGAGCACUAAAAGAAUGAUGUUAUUUAAGUGA
Messenger RNA from Triticum aestivum (bread wheat), 1650 nucleotides. RefSeq lists its product as uncharacterized. The transcript has 3 exons. Bases 283 to 1650 code for a protein of 455 amino acids. Gene Ontology annotation, molecular function: protein dimerization activity. Lineage: Eukaryota; Viridiplantae; Streptophyta; Magnoliopsida; Poales; Poaceae. The record is from RefSeq and is a predicted model, not a curated record.